Aureococcus anophagefferens is the source of this 1734-nucleotide messenger RNA. RefSeq lists its product as hypothetical. The transcript has 4 exons. The record is from RefSeq and is a predicted model, not a curated record. Bases 1 to 1734 code for a protein of 577 amino acids. Lineage: Eukaryota; Pelagophyceae; Pelagomonadales; Pelagomonadaceae.
AUGGCUGACCCACAGCUCGCCGCUUUACUGGCACAACAAGCUGCCAUACUGGAUGGAGUCCAAAAGACUCUUGGAAGGUUGGAAGAGAGAGAUAAAGAUGCGGCUUCAUCGCUUAUAGCAGUGAAUGAUCGUAUUACCGCUGACAUUGCAGCCGACAAAUUGGAGCGUGAUGCUACUUUAGCAUCAAUGAAAGAAUCAUUCGAAGCUAUGAAAAAAUCUCUGGAGGAAGUAUCAAAUAGAUCACCUCCUGGAGCUGAAGAAGCUAAGGAAAGCCCUUCCACUCCUUCGGAUAUAACUGACUUCUCCACAUUUCAUAAAGGAAAACUGUCAAAAGCUGAUCAAGAUCACUUCAGCACAUCGUAUGGGGAACUAUCCAAAGGCAUUGGCAUGAAUAACCUUUACCAUGAUACAGGCCUUAAAAUCUUUACAGCAGUCUAUAAUGGCAAAGGCACCAUGGAAAAUAUAGGUGACCUACGCAAAUGUAUAAGUCGCUACAUAGAGGUUCAUUCGCUGAAUAAAGCUCGAAGGAUUUUGGAUGUAAAGUCCUAUUACUCCUAUACACAGGGUCAUGAUAAGUUCACAGAUUGGAUCAACUCAUCCCUGGUGAAUGCAUACAGUAGUGCGAUGAAUGCCAUCAUUGGCAUGAAGAUCGAUGUGACGCAACUAUCUGGACUCCAAAUUCUUAGAAUAGAUGACGUCCAGCUUGAUGAAUCUAGUGCUCGCGGAGAGCAAGUGAUUCUAUGGGACAAAGUUCCAAUUGAUCUUUUCACUAAAGAAAAAUUUUUGAAGGAUCCAUUCAAAUAUAUCACAGAAGAAGGGUUCAAAUUGAAGGAUCAGAAAUUCGUGAUCUCAAAGAUUCUCAAGCAUGACAAAGAUCUUGAAAUGAAGACGCUUUCAUUUCACUGCAUUCCUAUGAAUUUUGGGGAUCGCACGAAUGAGCAUCAACCUUAUCGCAAUUGCUUAUUCAAAGCUGGCAUGAAUCAAAGUGCUGAAGAUCGACGUUACGCACCAAUGAGUUCUAUGAUUCCAGGGGAUGUUAACUUCAAUCCUGCGGAGCAUAUGGAUCUCACGGACUUUGGCUCAUCAGACACUGUAGUAUCUGAAAAUCUCUAUGCUUACCUGAACAAUAGCUUCCGUAAUCUGUCCCAAAAGGACAAAUCUGAGUUGCUUUCAGCAGAAAUGGAGAACAUCAGGAAAAUAAGCAUGGGCUGCAAGUCCUACACUCUAGUUCAAUGGGUUCUCAGUGUUCUGUGUGGUGGACAAGAGUCCAUACUUCUACACUUGCAGGAUUAUCGUAAAGAUGUACUCGACGCUACAACUGGAGCCUUCUCCGAAUUUCCAUUACUUGACCCCAACAACAUCAUGAAGUUUGUAUAUCAACUUAAUGAGAAGAUAGGGGUUAUGUCAAAUCGCGAUCCCUAUGCAUACAGAUCCAAGAAAGAGCUCAUGCGAGAGGUCAUUCAGGCCAUGUGGCGCCAUGUAACUGCCUCACAAUGGCAAAACUAUAGUGAUGAACCAGCAUCUGCUUUGCAUGAAAAGAUCUUUAAAAUUACAGAUGCUCUUCGCGUCUUUUAUGGGAACUCCCAUCAUCGCGAUAAACCCAGCUCGUUAAAAGCUCUCGAAGCAACACAAGUUGGUCUCAGUCAUGCCAUCUAUGACAUAAAACUAAUGAUAGACAUGUGGAAGAAUUGGAAUCUUAUGAGACCACGGCAGCCUUCGCUGCCAAUUGUGUGA